Messenger RNA from Cephus cinctus (wheat stem sawfly), 2829 nucleotides. Its product is annotated as zinc finger protein 484. Gene Ontology annotation, cellular component: nucleus. Gene Ontology annotation, biological process: regulation of transcription by RNA polymerase II. The record is from RefSeq and is a predicted model, not a curated record. The transcript has 3 exons. NCBI's taxonomy places the organism in Eukaryota, Metazoa, Arthropoda, Insecta, Hymenoptera, Cephidae. The coding region runs from base 633 to 1496 and encodes 287 amino acids. Gene Ontology annotation, molecular function: RNA polymerase II cis-regulatory region sequence-specific DNA binding; DNA-binding transcription factor activity, RNA polymerase II-specific.
AGCGUCAGAAUCGGACUGACAAACGCACAGUGCAGUGUUGUAAUACCAAUAGAAUUUGCCCUUGUGAAAUUUUCAUACUGUUAGGAAAAUUCUUUCAGUUUCCUCGUGCAUUUUCAGUCAGUUUUCUGAAAUUCUUACCGGUCCAAAUCAUCGUGGGAAUUUUGUCAUGGACACUGAUGAAACAAGUCAGGUAGAUUCUCGUAACGUACCUCGCUGAUAUCUUGUGCAGUAAGCGGCGAACAACGAGCAGCUGAUGCAGGAAGAUGGCCGCUCUCGAUACAAACAAAUAGUAGCCGGAUUUGCCGAACGAAAUUCGCGGUGGAAAGUUCCAGGUACGGCGGUGAGUUUUCGGCGAUACGAAAUUCACGAAAAUCAUCACGGAAGAUCAUGAUUACCUUGCGGAUUUCUUAAAAGUUACUCCACGUUGGAACCAUCAGCAUUCUAAUUAAUUGCGAAUGUCUCCUUUACCUAUCUUGACCUGCUCAAUAAAAUUUUCCACUUCUAACGAAUACAUUAUGGAAUCAGAUACUGAUUUGCUGUAUUAACAAGGGCAACCCCAUUGAGCGACCUUGUUGGAUUUUAUGCGAAAAUUAAUAUGAUGUCAAGGGUUGUCCAUUAGAAGUUGAAAAAAGAUGGCGUAUGAUCCAAGGAAUGUAAAGUAUCCUUCGGAUAUUCAUUCUCAGCAGCAUCCACAGUCGACAGGUUAUCUAUAUCCAAGUCACCCACCACAGCACACACAACAGACAGACGAGAAUCGCAACGAAAAUCACUGUGGCAACAAGGAAAUGUGUACACAGAAUAAUCAGCAGUCCUUAGGGACUCAAACGAUACAGAAAGUAGAUGCAGCUACGAUGACAGAUCCUCUUCAGAUAGACUUCAGAUUGACCUCAGAAUAUUUAGCACGAUGUUCCAAUUCAUUGGGUCUUCCCUAUGUGUCAAAGUAUGAAGAUAGCAGCAGUACCUCGUCUCAAAACUGCCAGGAAGUCAAACCGAAGAUGGAGUUUGAGGUAGAGCCACAGCAUAUUAAUGGUAUGCUAAUCUACCACUGUCCAGAGUGUGCCUAUCGAUUUGAAGACCGAGAAACUCUUCAUGAGCAUCUCGAAGAUCACAGACAGCGUCCACAUAUCUGUGAUAUAUGUGGUGCUAGUCUCAAACGUAAGGAACACCUGGAUCGUCAUAAACAGGGUCACAACAAGGACAGACCUUACCAGUGCAGCAUGUGUUGCAAGGCUUUCAAGCGAAAUGAACACCUAGCACGACAUAUGAUAAUUCACUCCGGCAGCAAAAAUCAGAUUUGCACAGAGUGUGGCAAAGCUUUUUAUCGAAAGGAUCAUCUGAAGAAGCACCUUCAGAGUCACAGCGGCAAUAGAAAUAAAGGGCUGAAUAAUUCGCAAAAUAAUCAGAAUGCUCAAAAUUCCAGUGAGGAAGGUUUGAGCAGCUUUGCAAUGAUGAUGAGACAAGCUGGACCACCGCCAUUCUCUAUUUUGAGAACUUAGCUCCGACGUUAAUUUCUGUGACAAGAUCACUGAGAUCACUUACUGUCAUUUAAUAGGCAGGAAUAAGAACGGAGUAAUACCAGGAUGUCAGAAUCAAACUGAAAUGAUGCAUCAUGCAAAUUACUCAAUAGUAAGAAUACACUGACCAGUAUCCGAAUUGUAUAUACAUACGUGUACUUGGUUACGUGAGCAUGUGACAUCCUGCAGAACUAAUUGCAAUCGAAAUGCAUAGGCUGGAGAAAAAUGAAGGAAUCCAUAACGGCAUUUGUUACUUAUCGAAGACUAAGAAGCAUGCAAAAGGUUGAGAAGAGAAAAUAAAACAAAGAAGAAAAACGGAUGCCCAACUAGAUUAGUAUUUCUCAAGUAAACUGAUAUUAUAAUACUAGGCUACUAGGUAAAUAGAUGCGCAAUGCCUAUCCAGUAUGUCUCUCUCUGUCUCAUACUAUCAUACCAGAAACGUACGUAAAAUAUCGGCCAGUUGCCUUUAUCGAAACCGAAAAUGCAAACAAACGAGAAACGGUCAACCUUUGAAACAAAAAAAUAAAUAGGAAAAAAAAUGCAGCUCCGAAGUGUAGUAAAAGACUAGGCAAGCACAAGGCGAGGAAGAAAGUUUAUUCUCCUUUUACUUUGUUUUUGAAGAAACUUGUACGCUUAGUUUGUCAUGCUAAAAUGAUAACAGAAAACGGAACGAGUUUCCCUGCAAUUUUUAGAGAGAGGCGUUUACGAUGAUUAUAACAACAGUGACAGAGUGCGAAAGUUAUAAAAAAUAUGUAUAACGCAUAUGUCUCGAACGUUUAUUUGUCUUGAAAAUAGAAGCAAGACAAACGUGGAACGAGUAACAAAAAAUGAAAAGCGAGAACACAUUGCAAUGUGACUAAUUAAUAAUUUCAUUUAAUAUUUACAUCAUGCUCGUGCAUACAUCAAUAUAUAUAUAUACACACAUAUGUGUUAUAUAUAUUGUUAAAUGUACGGAACCCCCCCCCUGGCCCUUCUACUUGUUCAUCUAUCCCGAUUGUAAAUUAUUCUAUUUAUUAACAUGCAAGGACCCUAUUAUUAUUAUUGUCAUUAUUAUUAUUAAUAAUUAGUUAUCUUUAUCAUUGCCUUUAUUGCGUAGUUCUAGGAAAACUUGGUAGCGAGCAUGCACCGAUAAGGGUGAGCGAAAACGUCGAGACAGAGACAGGGAGAAAAGAAAAAAAGAACAGUAAUACUUCUUCUUGACUAUCCCCCCGCGCCUAGCGUCCUCUCUCUUUCUCUUUUCGACGUUCGUUAUUGACUGUAAAAUGCGACCGUAUUUAAACAAAAUAAAUCAUCAUUAUUAUUAUUAUUAUUAUUA